AUGGCUGCCGGAAGGUUACUGCUCUACACUGGCCUCUCGCUAGCGCUCUGCGCCCUCGGCAUGCUAGCCGUGGCCAUCUGCUCGGACCACUGGUACGAGACGGACGCCAGGAAGCACAGGGACAGGUGCAAGGCCUUCAACACCCGCCGGGUCGACCCCGGCUUCAUUUACAACAAUAACAACAACUUGCCGCUCCGGGCGAGCCGCUCGCGCCUGGACCGCUGGGAGGGCAAACUCCUCCGGGCCCGGAAUCGCCGGCAGCUGUUCGCCAUGAGCCCCGCGGAUGAGUGCAGCCGGCAGUACAACUCCACCAACAUGGGCCUCUGGAGGAAGUGCCACCGGCAGGGCUUCGACCCCGAGAUCGCCGCCCUCAUUCGGAAAGGAGAAAUUGAGCGAUGUACGUACAUCAAAUACCACUACUCCUCAGCAACCAUUCCCAGGAACCUCACUUUCAAUAUCACGAAGACCAUCCGUCAGGAUGAGUGGCAUGCCCUACACCUGCGCAGAAUGACGGCUGGCUUCAUGGGCAUGGCGGUGGCCAUCAUCCUCUUUGGCUGGAUCAUCGGCGUGCUGGGCUGCUGCUGGGACCGAGGCCUUAUGCAGUACGUGGCAGGGCUGCUCUUCCUCAUGGGAGGAACCUUCUGCAUCAUUUCACUGUGCACCUGUGUGGCCGGGAUCAACUUUGAGCUGUCACGCUACCCACGCUACCUGUACGGACUCCCUGAUGACAUCAGCCAUGGCUAUGGCUGGUCCAUGUUCUGUGCAUGGGGGGGCCUAGGCCUCACACUCAUCUCGGGAUUCUUCUGUACCUUAGCCCCUUCUGUUCAACCUGUCCCGAGGACCAACUACCCUAAAUCCAGACCCGAGAAUGGGACAGUGUGCUAAAAAACAAACCCAUACAUACAUAUAUAUAUAUAAAUAUAUAUAUAUAAUAUACAUAUAUAAAACAAAACAAAACUAAAUCAAGACGAUGCCAGUGCCAAGGUAGAGUUGAGUUGGCUCAGGCACCUGCUUCUCGCCGGACUUUGUGUUGCCUCAUCUCUGAGAUGGGGAAAGUUUUUCCAUCCUGUGGCUCUUCCAUCAGUUCUUGACUUUUGGCUUCAUGGUCUCUUGAAGACAGAGCAAACACCACCACUUGCGACCGCAUCUUGAUCCCCAUCACUGGCGAGGAUGGGGUGGUGAAGGGACAGUGGAAGGGGUCUGAGGCAGCACAGAUGUAGAGAAGGAAGUGCCACCCACUGGGUCAACGGGAGAGGACGCCAUCCCUAACCAGUCAUAUCACAGGAUAACAAAGCCCUUAGUUCCUGGAAUGUAACCAAAUUAUUGAGGCCAUUUUCAGAAUCACUUCUUCUCCUGCUCUUCCUGUUCGGACUUCCUUCCCAGCCCACUAGCAACACACAAGGAGUGGAAGAGAAAACAAACUGAGAAGGACGUUUUCUCUUUGCUGCCAAACUUUUGGACCAUGUUUCAUAGGUGGGAAGGGAAGAGAACAUGCUGAGAGGCAAGAUCUGCAUCAAUGAAAGGACGCUUCGGUGGAUGCUCAGACAACCCAGUCUUACCUUCCAGCUGCCUUACACCCAGUGAAACAAGAGGCCACCCUGUCCCCAGCCGCACCUGCACUCCCUGGGCAGACUGGAGCCUUGGAGUCAUGCUGUGAUGUGUGUGUGUGGGUGUGCGUGCAUGUGUACUUUGGGCGGUUUCCUUUUUUUCUUUUCUACCUUUUAAAUGGAAAUACUGCAUUAUGACUGUUGUCUCUCUUAUCACUGUAGUGGUUUCAUGGCCCCAGAUAGAGGCCCAGAGACCUAGAAAUUGUCAUGAGGGACAGGCCUAUAAGGGUGCCAAUUCUGCAGCUACAGAUCCCUGGAGUGGUGUGUGCGUGUGUGUGUGUGUGUGUGUGUGUGUGGUGGAUGUUUCUUGAGUGUGGGGUUUUAUUGUUUGUGUUGUGUUUUUUUAAAUUGUUUCUGGUAUAGCUGAAAUUUCCAGAGGGCAGAACCAAGAACAAAGCCACUGGGCCAGAGGACCCCCGUGGUUCUCCACAUUACAGCUCUGGGACUCUGCACGAUUUAGUCCUCUAAUUUUGGAAGUUCAAGACACAGCUGGGCACAUAAGCCAUGAGAGAAGAGGGGGAACACACGGUUCAGGAGAGAGAAGAAAUGUUGCUCUGGUUGCUGUUGUACAAGAACAUAAACCAACAAGACCUUCACUCCCCAUUAUAGAAGCUGUCCUUUGUCACUGGACAUCUCCCCUUUCCCUAGGGGUGACCUCUGUACAAACGAAAGGAAGUGGGUCACAUGCAGAGAGAGCACCUCCAUUUCCCAUGGGCUCAAGUUUGUAUGAUAUUGUGUAAAUUAAUGCAGAACUCUUGACUCUUUCCAUCCUCUUCCUUUCCCUCUUGAUAUUCAAGGCCAUGAAUCCCAAAAUAACAGUCUUAGUGGCUAGCACCCAAACAGAGGUGGAAUAAAUCCACCCCAGUGUCUCGGGCUCAUUUGAGCAAAUUAGCACUGCAGGUGCUGGCAAGCAAAGUCAGCCAGAGAGUUAUGAACGCUGUAGGGGUGGGAGUCUGCUGGAGUGGGCUGGAGCUGCUCACAGUCAUCUCAGUGAGCCUGCUGGUGCCCAGCAGCCCUGGGGAGGCCAGGUGAGAAUCCCUGAGCUGGUGUAGCCAUGGUCAACUGUGUAGCAGAGAAUCCCAUUGUUUCACAAACAAAUAUGCUUUGGGAGCUUUGCCAGGCACUCAGCAGCCUUCCUUCCACUGCUGUGUGAUCUGUUUCAUUUACACGUCUUCCAACCUAUCUUCCUACCACCCUCCUCCUUUUCUCACCUACUAACCACUUACCUUCUCUCUCUUCUAUCUUCCACCCUCAUCUGCUCCUUUGAACUGUGUGUGUGUAAUUCAUAUCUGGAUAUGAUAUGACAUCUGAUGUGCAUGAAUGGGUUGAAUGUGGAUCUCUCUGUAUGUGUAUCUCUCUGGUGCAUUUUGUGUACGUUUGUGUCAGUACGCACCUGCACACAGGUGUGGGUGCACUACUCAAGACUUCCUUACCGGGGACUCUGGUCAGCUUCUGCAAAAGGUCUCAUGUGUGAGUUCCCUGUGUGUGGGUGUGCUGGGCGAUAGGGUAAGGUGUGCAACGGGAAAAGUUGUUAGCUUCCAGUUGGGGUUCUAAGGAUUAUUUUUAAAACAAAGGAUUUAUUCUAUGAGAAGGGAAAUAAUUUUCAGGAAAACCCAGUUUUUCAAUUGGGCAUUUUAUUUCUAAUUUUCUUUGAAAAGUUAGAUUUCUCCCUUAAGGGGAAGGGCAUACUUGGGCUUAAGGAAAAGUGAAGAAAAGUAUCUCAGAUUGAGAGGCCUUUUGUCUUCCUUCCAAGUGUCCUGAAGGGGCUCUGCCGAGGAAGGGACAGACAGGUGUUCACGAGCAUCCAUUUGGGGGAGAGGGCUUGUCUAUGACCACACUGAAAUUCCAGCUUUUUUUCCAGUUGCAGGAGAGAGGGGAAAAAUUCUAAAUGGGGAAAUUUGCUAUGAACCAUUUAAACUUUUUGUAAGUAAUCAUGUUUGAGGAUGCUGGCUCACAGACCUAUCAUUAUUUAUAUCCUCUUUUUAAAAAAAAUCCCAUACUUUCAAUGAAUAGAUUAUCUGUUCUAUCCAAUUAUUGUCUUUGUGACAGACAUUUAGCAAAGCUUACUGCAUCCCUUUGAAACCUUGAGAGUUCCUGAAAUGUUAGAAAGCUCCCAGGAAAGAUGUAAACAACCUGGGCUCAACUCACCAGCCCAGAGCAGGGGCUUUGAGUGACUUCUUUGAUAGCGGGGCCAGUUAAGUACGAACACACUUUGGGAUCUGAUCCUGCUGGGAAGCAAAAGACACCCAGCCACAUGACCAGGAUAGAGGCCCCUUUCAGACGGCAAGUCCUGGCCAAUGGGAGGACUUCUCAGGUGACCUUGAUCCCUCUAGCAUAAGGGCUUGACCACAGAUUAAAACAUGUGACUCCAACCAGUUACGGAAGCUUUCUGGCUGUGAGGUAGCUGAGGGAGAUGAGGAGGAGGAAGAGAGGAGCCUUGACUUGUGAGGCUCUAUAGGUCAGACUCUGCUAACUCCAAAUCAAAGUGGAACCCAACCUUAUGAGGGCAUUUAGGGUCAAUGACCUCACUAAAGUCACCAGCCGCAACCCCAGGUCAAGUUCAAACUUCUUACUGGCAUAUGAACAUGUAUGUUCUUUGAGCUCCAUGCAAGUCAACCUUGAGCCUGGGGCCCAUUGCAACUUUUAUUUCCUUCCCUAUUCUACUACCUUGAGAUUCAGGAAAGUGAGGUAUUCUACCUAGAGAGAGGUCCCAUAUUUUUUUCUCCUUAUUUUGGGAGUUAUGGUUUCUUCUUCUGUUUCCGUUUCCUCUCUCUCCACUCACUCCUACUUUCCUCCUGCAUCAACUUUGGUCAAUUAACAUAGAUAAGUGAUUCAUCUGUAGAGAGGCUCCUAGACUCCAAGCAGCCCCCUUCCUUGUUCAUUGUGGCUGUAGGUUUUAUAAGGAGGUCUGUGGCUCCCUGGCAUCAAAAUAUGAAAAAUAAAAUCUGUGCCUGUUCCAGCUUCAAUCCUCCUCCAAGCCUUAGCUUUUCAACAACCCUGCCCUUUCAACUUCAGGGAUCAUGGAGUCACAGAGACUGGACAACUCCUCCAAAUCUAGACAAAGACUUUCUUAAGCGCCCUGAGCCCAGGUCCAUAUCUUCCCAUCAGGGAUGAGUGGUCACACCUAGCAAUGCUUGCCUCUCCUGUGACAAGAGGGAAGGAUAUCCCAAGACUCUGAGACUGGGCCCUAUAUCUCAAUAUUCAUCCACACUCAUGAUAAGAUGCCGGAAAUGAAUGCACUGUGUGUAGCUGUCUUGAUUUAGUGGGAGGAUGUGCUGCUUACGUCUCCAAAGAUGCCCACCUGGGUCAAAUUCAGAAUAAUGAACUCAGGUACAUCACCCAGAGGCAUUUAGAAUGGACUCUGUCUUCACCUGGAUUAUGUGCUGAGUGUUAAGUGAUUUUUCAAAUAUCUGGGGGAAGGAGUGGGAAGAGAUACACUCUGGUCAUCCUUUGGUGUGGUUUGUGGGGGAUACUUGGUUGAUUCUUGUAGUUAAAGUGAAAAUGUUUAAAGAGAAAAAAUUUAAAGAGAAAUGCUUUUCUGAAAAUGUUCCCUGUCUUCAGGGGGACUUACCCAUCCCAGAGGACACAUCCAUCCCAGGGGACACAGCCAGCCCUUUCCAGGGAAAUACGAUGUUUCUGAGUGAGAGGUGAUUUCAGUGCAGAUAGAAAGAGCUGGUGCACACCAGCAGGGUUGCCUUCCAUGCCAUCUUCCAGCUGGUGUGGGAUAGACUAAGGGGGCAGAUUUUUAAGAACCCCACCAGAGUUGACAUACACACGUGAUUCUGGUGUCUGUCUCUCAAAGCUCUCAAUGUCUGGGGCUGUGUUUGCCCUCUUUUCAUUGAUGCUGCCAUGAUGCAAAAUGUUUCUUAAACAUUAUUCCUGGUUCUUAGAAUAUGUGAUUACUGAGUAUUGGAUUUCUUCCCUGAAUAAUACCUGCUCAUUGUAGAAAAUAAGAAAAAUAAACUACAAAAAAGACUACAAGAUUUUUCAUAAUCUAGUCACUCUGAGGCAUCUACCACGGGCCCAAUCCAAAUGGUCAUGACCUCAAAACUUCCCCAAUGAGUGCUUGUCUCUGGGUUGGCAGCUGGGGCCAUGUGAGCAGUGUACACCACAGAACCACACUGGUCUGCGUUGAGUUGACCCUGUGUUCCUGGCAGCAAGAGUGCAGGGCCCUGAGCCCCCAGAGAUAGCAAAGAGGCCUAAAAGUUUAAUGCCAGACCUUAGGGGCAGGAUGGAGCAGGGCUAAAAGAUGUCUCUUUGGCCCUGUCUGCCUGCUUUCCUUCCUUUCUUCCUUCCUUCCUUUUCUUUCCUUUUUUUUUUUUUUGGUCAGUUGCCAUCUCAAUCUAAUCAUAGAUGUAAGAAUGCGGAAGCCAGAGUAACUCACUCAUUAAGCUACACUUGCGUAACAGUUACUGUAAAUUUCACUACAGCUCUGCACUGAAAUGAUUUGUGACUCUGGGCACUGUGUCUUCUCCAUACUUGAACUUCCUCAUCUACAAAAUGAGGAUAAGUGAUAACACCUUACCUCAUGGUAUAUUAAGGGUGACAAAGAAAUUGCAAAGUGAUUUGCAAACAUGAAGUGUCAUAUGAGUUAUGUAUGUUCUGAUUAUCCCUCAGAAGACCCCCCCACUGGAAUGGAAUUCUCACAUCAAGUGUCUGUGCCUCACUGCUGAAGGAUAACCCAGAGUGCAAGGUCAUCUUUGUUGCUGAACAGGGCUGGACCUGUCGCACUUAAGCACACUUAAAGGAUUCUAUUCUUCAUUCAGGUCCCCCAGAGAAAUUGGCUCCUUAUUUUUCUUUACCUAUUCCUAGACUUCCUUUUGUCUAGAGCCAGUUUUGCAAAGGGCACUUUUAUCCAUCUCAGUUAUUCCCAGAGGUGACAGAAUGAGUAAACCAUAUGGGGCAAAUAGCAUAUAUGAGCUAAACCAGUUAACUGUUAACCAAGGCACGUGGUCAAUGCCUUAGUAUUUUUUUUUUUUAAUUCUCCUAACGUUAUUUCUAGCUGUACAUUCCCAAAAGGAAUGGGUGGAAGCAAAUCAGAUUCUGAAAGGUUUCAAUGAUCUUUCAAGUUUAGGAUGAGACCAAGUCUCAAGGAGCUGGGUUCUUUCUCUUGUCAGUUGCUGAAGCCAGUAGCUUCGUCAAAAACAUAUGAAUUCAUAUAAGGAAGCCCUUUAGAUGGUACAUUCACUAAGACGUGUCUGAGUGUGAUCCUGUUUGGGAAAAACAGAAUCCUAGGUUCUAAACAAGAAAAGAACGCCCUUCCCAAAGGGUCCGCACACUUUCUGCUUUGCAGCGGAUCGAGUGUCCUUGUGAGGGUGAGACUUCCUUCAAGGGAAGGGAAGCCAUUGCUCUCUCUGUAGAUAGAGCCCAGCUGGUAACGGGGGAGCCACCCAACUGCAGGGGGGUGUAUGUUCAGGUGUGAAAAACAGAAAACUGGGUCUGAACGUGAAGAGUUGCACAGCAGUAGUUCGAAGAAGCUGGCAUCUCUUUGGCAAACACCAACCUCAGCAAAUGCAACUCCUACACUUCAUUCCCAAGGACCAGGUGUUGCUCCUUAAGGAACUCUGUAUCCCUCUCUCCUCUCCAGAACCCCAUUCCUCCCACUGGCUGAGCUUUUCCUUUCCUUUCCGGGUCACCCAUAGACCCUCUCCGUCUGUACCAGUGCGUCUGUGUUGUGAGCGUGACGAAGCCUUUCCUGUGAAGAGCUUUCACGAACUCAUUCUCAUACUCCUUCCCCAUUUCCACCCAUGGUGUGACUGUUUUGCUAUUCAAGACUAUCUGUAAAAAUGUACAAAUAAAAGUGAAAACUGAAAAUAAAGGGGAGGGAGAUUGAGAUUAAACAAAUGCAAUGAUGUA
Molecule: messenger RNA, 7463 nt
Organism: Gorilla gorilla gorilla (western lowland gorilla)
Lineage: Eukaryota; Metazoa; Chordata; Mammalia; Primates; Hominidae
Gene: TMEM178B
Product: transmembrane protein 178B
Exons: 4
Coding region: 1-885 (294 amino acids)
Cellular component (GO): membrane
Source: RefSeq, a predicted model, not a curated record